AUGGACUUUCUUCUGGGAAAAUUCUCGCAGUCCAUCAGGAAAGAAACCUACAGAAGCAAGAUCCAAGCCAACAAGGAUUGGACAAUGGCGCAGAUGUUUGAGGACCUUGAGCAAGUGAUCAAAAUCGAGGAGGAUCUUCGGGUGUGUAUGGGACCCGGAGAGGAAUCCGAGAAGACGACGAUCGAGCAAGGGCAAUCUACAUUCCAAGAACCAAAUCCGAACAACGCGUUCGGAGGUGGUGUUCGACAAAAUCAAGAUCCUGGGUGUGCGUUCUGCAAAGAAGGUGAUCAUCAACCGAACGAUUGCCGGAACGUCCAGUCAAACGCUGACAGACGUUCGAUCCUGCAGAGAGAAGAUCGCUGUUUCAACUGCUGUCGAGUUGGGCACGUCAUCAAGGAGUGCACAAGCCGAAUGAGCUGUGAUUCAUGUCAAGGUCGGCACAGCACUGCUAUUUGCCCAACGAGAGGAAAGAUUUACGCAACGAGCGCAAAUCAGAAGACGACGGUCAGGAAAUACGAGGCCAAAACAGAGGAUAUCAAGCCUUCGGACGGCGCCGUAUCCAUGAACGUGGCGCGAGUCAAAACGAAGGACGAAGAAGCAGAGAGUGCCUCGGUUCACCAAGCGCCAUCGACUCAUUUACAGGAGAAAACGGAAGGAUUUCUGCCGACAAUUCGAACGAAGGCUCGCAACGCCGAGACGGGAGAUUGGAAGCCAAUCACCGUCAUGGUUGAUUGUGGAGCGACCAACACGUUCAUCCGAGGAAAAACAGCUAAAGAUCUACAGCUGAAACAACUACCACCCGAUUCCUUCCCGAUGGAAAUCUUCAACGCCAAAACGAAGCGCGCUAAGAAGUACGAAAGAUCGGAAAUCGAAAUCGGAUUAGGCAACGCGCCCAUUUUGAUCGACGCCCUCCAUGCAUCGCGCUUGACAGGGAAAAUCAUCAGACCUCGACUGUCGAACGAAGACAGAGAGUUCAUGAUCAAGGAGGAAAUCGAUCCUCAUCAAGACCUAUCAGAUGGAGGCAACGAGCCCGACAUCAUAAUAGGCUGCGACCACUUCGGCAAAGUGGUCAAAGAGAUGAUUGAACUUCCGUCGGGACUCACACUCUGGAGGACGAUCUUCGGAUUCUUACCAAUGGGAAGCGCAUGGAAGAAAGGUGGAAGACGUGAUCCAACUGAUCCGUACAUCAAGAGAGUCUAUUCGGAUCGCCAAAGCGGGAUCAGGGAACGGAAGGAUUUCGUCGAACACGAGCCGGGCGCCUCAGAGGCUCCGGGACUCCACGCCCUACCUAUCGAAACUGUAGCCGUCGGAACGACCGAUGACUAUGGGCCACCGGACAAGCUUCAGAAUCAGAACGAAGAUGACCACCAUGUGGGCCGGGAGGGUCAUACGCAAUCAAAUUCGUAUGAGUCGGUUCUCCCCCACAUACGCCACGACUGCUCUGCGAAUCAACCGACGGGAGACCAGGAAUCAACGCACCAAAUCACAUCACGGGAAACGAACGCCGUUUCCUGCAACCCAGUCAAUGCUCGUCCCAGCAGUCAUCACGCAUCAACCAUCACCCCCACCCGCAAGGUUACCGAAAGAGAACGCCUCUUUCGGACAACCAAACUUUCGUCACAUCACGAGGAACCGGAAGAGAACGACUCCGCCGGUUACCAAACCCCGUAA
This is a messenger RNA of Caenorhabditis sp. 36 PRJEB53466, 1671 nucleotides long. The record is from the annotation of a GenBank genome assembly. Lineage: Eukaryota; Metazoa; Nematoda; Chromadorea; Rhabditida; Rhabditidae.